UAUUUUUUUUUUGUUUUUUUUUAUCCUAGUAUUUCACUAGUGAAAUAAAAAAAAAAAAUAAUCAAACUUUUCACAUUCAUUCUCACCCUCUUCCUUUGUAUAAUAAUCCCAAUAAUCCCCUAUCGGAAAAGUAAGAAAAAAAAAAAAAAAAAUUUUUUUGAGCGUUAAAACGAAUGGAUUUGAGUUGAUCUCAUAUAUUUAAUCAUAUCUAUCGUUUUAAAUAUUUUUUUUUUAAAAAAAAAAAAAAAUCUUUCCUUCGUUUCAAAGUCAAAACUUGUUUUUCGUUAAAAUAAAUGGAAAAUAAUAAUAAGGGAAGAAAUUACAGACGUUCAAAUAACUGGAGCUCGCAGGACGGGAUAGACCAGAAUUAUUCCGGAAGAAUCAGAUCACGUGCAAGAUCAAAUCAUUCGAAAAGAAUCUUUACUUCUCCAAAAAUCUUCAAACCUACUCAAUAUCCUUCUCCACCUCUUUCAAAUAUUGUCGCUUCAAAUGCUCCAAAUGAUAAAAGUAUAAAUAAUGUGUCAAGUGGAUUCAUUAUUACUGGAAUAACAAUAGGAUCUUUAAUAUUCUUAACAAUAAUAGUUUAUUUGUUAAUUCGAUUUAUAAGAAAAAGAAGAGAAUCUUCAAAGUCACGAGAAGUUCAGGAAGACGAAGAAUUACCGCAUCCACGAUUAACCUUAAAUUUUGUUAAGCAUAAUCAUGCUAUACCAGAAUUAUGUACUACACCAGAUACUCAACCGAUAUUAGAUUAUUACUCUUCAAAAGCUGGUUUGACUGACAAUUCAUCGCCUCCUAUUAUUAAUUCAAAUAAAGUAAAUAAAUUAAGUCACUUUAUUAAAGAAGAUAAUAACGAUCAUAAAUCUACACCAGUUGAACUUACCGAAAAUAUUAGAAAAUCUUCUGAAGAGAAUGUUAAUACUGAUUACGUACCACAGUAUUACAAUGGUAUGGAAAUACCUCCUUUAGGUGCCAGAAUUAUUCCAUUGGAACGUCAAGUACAAAUCGCAAAGGAAUUGACUUCUGUUAAUAAUAAUAAUAAUAAUAAACGAAAGAGCAAUAGGAGUAUCAGCAGUCUACUUAGCAUUAAUAGUAGAAGAAAAAGUAGUACGAGUAAUUAUCAUUAUAAUUAUAAUAAUUCUAGUACCCCUAAUUCGCUUUCUCAAAUAAGUGAAACUCCUCAGAAUGAAGGUGCUGCGAAAAUAGUUUCUUAACAUACUUAAUAUCAUAUAAUUACAUAUUUGAAUUAAUAUUAUCCAUUUAUCAAUUAAUAUUUAAUACUUUUUAAAUGUACAGCAAAAAAAAAAAAAUUUUAGAAUAGAAUUUUGUAUUACUAAUGUAAAAGUAUGGGCAUAUAUAUUAUAGUAAUAAUUUAAUAAUUUAAUAUUUAAUAUUUUUAAUGUAUUUUAAAUAUGGGUUGGAAUAUUUGGUGUGGGACAGUGUGGGUAUAAUUUUUGGUUAUAAAAAAAUAUUUGUACAGUUAAGUAGUUUUCGAAAUAAUUGGUUAUAAAUUUUAUAUUGAUUUAUUGAACAUAAUAGGAAAUUAAUCACUUUUACAAAGAAAGUAAUUUUAUCACAUAUUUUUCUAUUUUUAUUACAUGUGAAAAAACCGUGGUUAAAAGUAUACGUGCACUACAAACGUAUCUUUUAAUUCAAUAAAAUUUGUUUCCAAUUUUUCGACAUGC
This is a messenger RNA of Rhizophagus irregularis DAOM 181602=DAOM 197198, 1682 nucleotides long. RefSeq lists its product as uncharacterized. The record is from RefSeq and is a predicted model, not a curated record. Lineage: Eukaryota; Fungi; Glomeromycota; Glomeromycetes; Glomerales; Glomeraceae.